AAUGUUGUAAGAUUCAAGUAGGCGCUUCAGCAGUGCCAAAAGGCACAUUUAUUUUAUUUACAUUUAUUUGUUUGCUUUUGUUUACUUUGCGCCCGGUCGCAGCUGUUCCGUUGGCGUUGUUUUUUUUUUUUUUUGUUAAGCUGAUUUAUUUAUGGUUAACCCAAUGCAAAUACUUUGAUAAGUCAACAUGUCAGAGGUACGCAUACGUCCGCGCCAAGUGCUUGUGCUCAUUAUUGUGUUCAUCUUUGUGCUAAUGAUGGUGCAUCGCAAUGGUAAGCACACCUGCCAGGGCCCGGAAUAUCUGCAAGCCAUGUAUUCGCAAUCGCAGGCCAACAAAUUGCCCAAAAUCUAUGCCAUAACGCCCACGUAUGCACGGCCAGCACAAAAAGCCGAGCUAACGAGAUUAUCUCAUUUGUUUAUGCUGGUGCCCAAUCUGCACUGGAUCAUUAUUGAGGAUUCAAAUACCACAACAUCUCUUGUGCGCAAUGUGUUGCUGCGUGCUGGACUGGAAAAGCGCUUUACUCAGCUAAACAUAAAGACACCUACAGAAUUCAAGAUCAAAGGCAAGGAUCCAAAUUGGAUUAAGCCACGCGGCGUGGAGCAGCGAAACUUGGCGCUGGCUUGGCUGCGUGCUCACGCUGAUGUGGAUCACCAUGCUGUUGUAUUUUUCAUGGAUGAUGAUAACUCAUAUUCCGUUGAAUUGUUUGCGGAAAUGAUGAAAAUUAAACCGGGACGUGUGGGAGUCUGGCCCGUGGGCUUGGUAGGCGGCCUAAUGGUGGAGAAGCCACUGCUAGAUGAAGACAACAAGGUGAUUGGCUUCAAUGCAGCCUGGCGGCCAGAAAGACCGUUUCCCAUUGAUAUGGCUGCCUUUGCCAUCAGCCUGGAUCUUUUUAUCAAAUAUCCUCAGGCAGUGUUCUCCUAUGAGGUGCAGCGUGGAUAUCAAGAGAGCGAAAUACUGCGACAUCUAGCCACACGUGACCAGCUUCAGCCCCUGGCGAAUAACUGUCGUGAUGUCCUCGUGUGGCACACACGCACCGAGAAAACGAAACUCAGCUCCGAGGAGGCACUUAUAAAACAGGGAAAACGCUCCGAUGAGGGCAUGCAGGUUUAAAUCGGAGAUUACUUAACUUCACACCCACAUACACACUACACUCAAGCCAGUGACUGAGUGCAUCAGCCCAUAGAGAUUUUAUAUGUACAUUAUUUAACUCAUUUUUAUUCGAACUGUAUUUGUCCUAUGUAUUAUAUUCCUUA
Messenger RNA from Drosophila busckii, 1254 nucleotides. It is a transcript of the gene GlcAT-I, whose product is annotated as galactosylgalactosylxylosylprotein 3-beta-glucuronosyltransferase I. The record is from RefSeq and is a predicted model, not a curated record. The transcript has 2 exons. Lineage: Eukaryota; Metazoa; Arthropoda; Insecta; Diptera; Drosophilidae. The coding region runs from base 188 to 1111 and encodes 307 amino acids. Gene Ontology annotation, biological process: carbohydrate metabolic process; chondroitin sulfate proteoglycan biosynthetic process. Gene Ontology annotation, cellular component: Golgi membrane. Gene Ontology annotation, molecular function: galactosylgalactosylxylosylprotein 3-beta-glucuronosyltransferase activity.